ACGUCUUGCUCACAAAAUGUAAUAUGGCGGCACAUGUGAUUAUACAUCAUCAACACUUUACGCGAAUUUUUAAACAUUCUCUUUUUCGAGCUCCAUUUCAUGGAAUGAGAUUUUUGUCAAAUCGUUCAGUUAAUGUUAAAUUCCAAGAUGAAAGUGUGCAAAUUUUGCUGAAGAGAAUUACUGGCAGAAAUUUGGAGAGGAUCCUGACUAAUCGGCGUGAAAGUGGAGUUGACUUGCCUUCGUAUAGAUUAAUGACAGAUAACGAAGUCUCAAUGGCAGAAAAAAACAUGGAGAGAGAAGUGGAGAAAUUUCUGGAAAUGCCUGCUGUCAUGGAGGAAAGAAAAGACUCCAAUAUUGUAUUGGAGCAAAGGCCAGAUCUUGAAGGAUACACAGAGUGUAAUAUGGUCUUCACUGAUAUAAGCCAAAACACAACAAACAGGGAUCGAUGGAUUGUUGUAAGACAACCAAAUGGAACAUUGCGCAAAGCUCAUUGGAGUGAAAGGGACAGGAUGAAUUUUCUCUUUCAUCAAAGAGAUGGCCAAAGCUACAAACUGCCAUCUGUUUUAGAAAAUGAACAUCUGAAGAAUGCAUUUGACAGAUUGGGACAUGUGGACAUUCUUGAUCUUGUGUGUGUCCAAUGUGAGGCUGACUCAUCUGAUUAUAUAAGGGUUCAUCAACAUACAUAUGAAGAUCUGCAUAAGAAGCAAGCAUAUGAUCUAUUACGAUCUACAAGACAUUUUGGUGGAAUGGUUUACUACUUUGCAAAACACAAGAGAUUAACGUGGCUCUUAGUCGAUAUGUUAAAGAGAGAUUUAAUUUCUGAUGCAAGCGAUGUUGUUAGACUUUUUUACAUUCUUCAUCCUACGUCUCUGACUGAAGGUAAACAGUUGGAUGGAGUUGAACUAAUCAGGGCUUAUAUUAAAGCAGAAGGACCAAAGGCUCUAUUGGAUUUUAUUGAAGAUGAUGUUGUCGUAAAUGUAGCGUGAACUCUUUCAUAUAAUCCUCUUCUGCCAGUGUUUGAUGGAAGGAGUGAUACCAUUGGUCAAGUCUGACGCUAAAGAUGAUGUCAGCUGAAAUUUAAAUUCAUUGGCUCAAACUUUUGUGUCUCAAUGGAUUAUUAACACAACGUGUUUUAUUGCGUUCAAUGGACGAUACUUUCAAUGUAUUGUCAGCUGCCGAAUUUCAUUAUUUUUUCAAUGUAAAUGACAAAUAAAUAUUUACAGUGCGUUUUUAGCAUAUAUAGGCAA
Molecule: messenger RNA, 1247 nt
Organism: Xenia sp. Carnegie-2017
Lineage: Eukaryota; Metazoa; Cnidaria; Anthozoa; Malacalcyonacea; Xeniidae
Product: 28S ribosomal protein S22, mitochondrial-like
Exons: 7
Coding region: 24-986 (320 amino acids)
Cellular component (GO): mitochondrial small ribosomal subunit
Molecular function (GO): structural constituent of ribosome
Source: RefSeq, a predicted model, not a curated record